GUUUGCAAAAAACACCACCAACUAGUUGCCCUAGAAAAGCGCUGUGUGGUUUUUCACUAUCCUAAAUAAGUUUAACAUCACCAUGGAAGAAAAUAGAAGCGGAAACGAAGAUUACAACUAUACCCAGGGCAAGUUCAUGUCAAAUGUUUCCGCUGGAGAAGAAAUAUUGAUUACAGGUUUGGCAGGAACGUUUCCUAAUUCACAUGAUGUAUAUGAAUUUCAAGAAAAUUUAUUCAACAAAGUCAACAUGGUACAACCAACUAUACGUUGGGAUUUUAAACAUCCACAAAUACCUGAAUGUUCUGGUACUAUCCCCGUGGUUGAUAAAUAUGAUGCAGGGUUUUUCGGUAUUCAUCAAAAUCAAAGUGAGGCACAGGACAUAUUGAGUAGAAAACUUAUUGAAAAAUCCGUUGAAGCCAUUUUCGAUGCUGGAUUAAAUCUCGAAGAUUUAAAAAACACAAAUUCCGGUGUUUACGUUGGAACUUGUUUUAGUGAAACGGAAGUAAAUAAUAUGUAUUGUGAAGUGAAAUAUCGAAAAGAUGCAUUUUCUGGAUGUACUCGAUCCUCUAUAGCUCACAGAAUCAGUUAUUUUUUAAAACUAAAAGGUCCAUCAUUCAUAGCAGAUACUGCUUGUAGCAGUUCACUUUCCGCAUUAGAAAACGCUUUUAGAGAUCUGAGACUGGGAGUAGUUGAUACCGCUAUUAUAUGUGGAGCCAAUAUGUGUUUUCAUCCAUUAGUAUCAUUGCAAUUUUCCAGGUUAGGUGUAUUGAGUCUGGACGGUACCUGUAAAGUAUUUGAUGCAGCAGGCGAUGGCUAUGCUAGGUCUGAAACAAUGUGUGCAAUAAUUGUUCAAAAAAGGAAAGUGGCGAAAAGAAAUUACGGACAAAUUGUUUAUGUCAAAACCAACUGUGAUGGAUUUAAAGAAACUGGUAUUACGUAUCCUUCUGGAGAGGUACAGAAAGAUCUCCUGACAGAAUUCUACAGGGACUCCGGAAUAAACCCUGCUGAUCUUAGCUUCUUAGAAGCUCAUGGAACAGGUACUUUCGUUGGAGACCCUGAAGAAUGUACAAGUAUCGACGAAGUUCUUGGAAAAUGUAGAAAAGAUCCAUUAUUAAUUGGUUCUGUAAAAUCGAAUAUAGGACACUCUGAACCAGCUUCUGGAUUAUGUUCUAUUACGAAAUGUAUAAUCGGUUUUGAAACUGGUUACAUUCCCCCUAAUAUUCACUUCACAACUCCUCGAGAAUCUCUUAUUGGAAUUAUUGAAGGACGACUCAAAGUGGUCACAGAGAAAAUGCCAAUAAAGGAUAACAAAGGAUUGAUCGGUAUCAAUAGUUUUGGUUUUGGUGGAGGCAAUUGCCAUGUUUUGAUAAAAGCUAAUGACAAACAAAAAAUUGAUAAGGGCAUUCCGAAAGAUGAUAUACCACGAUUAAUAUGUGUUAGCGGACGAACACUCCAUUCGAUUACAUAUCUUUUGGAUGAAUUGAAAUCUAAUACUUUAGAUGCUGAACAUGUUAGACUAAUACAUGAUGUUUUCAGAACAAAUAUCCCCAAUCACAUUUAUAGAGGUUAUUCGAUAGUAUCGAAAUCAGGAGAAUUAUGCAGAUUCAUUCAAACGAUUUCCGUUACUAAGGCUCAAUUAUACUUUGUUUUUGGUGAAUUUAGCGAAUGGUUUGAAGCCGGAAGAAAAUUACAACUAAUAUCUAGUUUUACCAAGUCCAUAGACAAAUUACAAAAAUUGUUACUUUCGAAAGGUGUCGAUGUUCAUAAAACACUUUUCGAUAAUUAUGCCGACAGAUCUAAAAAUCAAGUUUUGGGAAGUAUUUUAGUUCAAAUUGGACUUUUAGCUAUUUUCGAAGAUUUGGAUAUCAAGCCAACCAACUAUUUUGGAUAUUCUUAUGGCGAAUUGCUUGCUGCUUACUCCAAUGGUAUAAUAACAAUAGAACAGACUAUUGAAUGUGCAUUAGUAAUCAAUGAUGUUGUUGAUACAACCAUUAACUCGCACGUAUCAAUGGAAGCGAAGAAAACAGUUAACGGUAAUUCAGAAAAUGGUGCAAACUUGGAUAAGUUCAGAUCAAGUUUCAUAUCAAACGAAUGUCUACCAAUUAAAAAUCAACUAUUGGCUAACUUAUCCAGUAUCCUAAAAAAAUUACAAAUUGGGAAACCUGGUAAAAAGAUCGAAUUAGCUGAGUAUUUGGUGAACGCCUUGUCGCAAAAAUCUUUUGAUAAAAUCGAUAACAUCGAAAAAAAUUCUACAGUAAUUACAAUAGGUUAUAUUCCAAAUCUCGAAUCAAAUAUGGAAGAUAUCAAGAUAAUUCCAAUGGUUCCACCGGAAGAUAUUAAUUUAUUAGAAGGAUUUUUAAGAACAACUGGAAACUUAUACAUAAACGGCUACAAUCCUCAAGUAGCAAAAUUAUAUCCAGAAAUCAACUUCCCAGUAAGCAAGGGAACCAGAAUGAUAUCACCAUUCAUUAAAUGGAAACAUGAGCGAACUUGGUUCGUACCUUUAUAUAACUUAGAAAAUCUUAAAUUAGGUGAAAUUUGGAGUCGAUUACUUAUAGUUCAACUUGACGACCAACAAUUUAAUUUUAUCGAGGGACAUACCAUUGAUGGAAGAAUCUUAUUUCCCGCUACUGGCUACUUAUAUAUUGUAUGGGAAACUUUAUCAAUGAUAAAAGACAUAUCAUUAACAACCAUGCAACAUAUAGUAUUCGAGGAUGUCAGAUUUUUAAGGGCUACAACACUAUCCCUUAAAGGACAUUGUGUAUUCGAAAUUAUUAUCAAUAAAAUCUCUGGUAAAUUUGAAAUAAUUGAAGGUGGUUCUCUAGUGGUCACAGGAAAACUGUUUGCAAAAAGUGUUGAGUGUGAACCUAUCAAUGUGUUAACUGAUAUUCCUUCUGAUCCAAAUAAAUUGACGUCGAAGGAUAUUUAUAAAGAAUUCCGUCUUAGAGGAUACAACUAUUCGGGAGAAUUCAGAAGCAUACAAGAAUUCAAUCCAGAAUAUAACGUGGGUUUGAUAAAAUGGAAAGAUAAUUGGAUUGCAUUUAUGGACAACAUGCUGCAAAUGAAUAUUUUCCAAUCAGACACGAGAUUGCUGUAUGUGCCCACUUACAUAUCGCAAAUGAUUAUACCUGUCAAAUCUCAUUUGGAAUGGGUGACAAAGAAUUUUCUGGAGAAACAGAAGGAGCCUCUUCUUCCAGUUUCCUGUGAUCCAAUAUCGAAGGAUGUAAGAUGUGGAGGUAUGGUAAUCAAAGGUCUAAUUGCCAAUUCAAUACCCAGAAGGAAAGAUCUAGGAAUACCAGUUUUGGAAAAGUAUCAAUUUGUUCCCAACGUAACUACUCUCACACUAGAUGAAUCGAUUAGAAUAAAUAUGCAAAUUUUCCUUGAAAAUAAUAUAAUAAAUAAAGUCAAGUGUGUCGAGUUAAUUGAUGAAUUCACAAAAGAUAGCUCCACAAUAAUUCCAAUUAUUCAAGCCGCUUUUGAAGAUCAGCCACUUAUUCAACCUUCAGUAAAAAUACUAACAAAGAAUCCAUUACAAGAUAUUGAAGGGAAUAUUCCAAUAGAAGAUAAAGAACUGCAUACCGAAACUGAUUGUAAUUUGAUUGUCGGUUCUCGGCUAUUAGAAAGAUCAACGGUACUCAAAAUGGCUUAUGAAUCUUUAAAAGUAAACAGCUUUCUGGUAUCUCGAGAACCUGAACAAUUGGAUAUUGAUAUAUUUACAACAAAAGUGAAUGAUUUUACAAUAUUCACAAUCCACAAGACUCCUGAAGAGACUAUAGUUCUCUUAAAGAAAUGCUCAAAAACCAGAGAUGUUUUUGCUUUAGACGUAUCUUCUUCAGAAGAAUUGGAUUGGGUUCAAUCAUUGCAAGAUAUAAUAAAGAAACACAAAAGUGACAAUGUAGUAUUAUACACUCAAAAUCCUCUAAGCGGAAUUCUGGGAUUUGUCAACUGUAUUAGAAGAGAACCGGAAACUUCUUAUAUAAGAGCGCUGUUUGUUAUGGAUGAUGCUGAAGAGUUUAAUAAAAAUAGUCCGUUUUAUAAGCAACAACUUGAUAAAAAUAUGGCAAUAAACAUUUGGAAAAAUAAUACUUGGGGCACAUAUAGACACUUACCAUUGGAUAAUCUAGAAAAUGUGAAAUCAGAACAUUUAUUCGUAAAUACCACUUCUAGAGGAGAUUUGUCUACCAUAAAAUGGAUCGAAAGCAAUCUAAAAAAAGACAUGAUCGCUCCUCCUGAGAAAACAUUCGUUCAUGUUCAUUAUGCACCGCUCAAUUUUAGAGAUAUUAUGACUGCAACUGCGAAAAUAACUGUAGAUGUUAUUACAACGAAUAGAUUGGAACAAGAAUGUAUCCAAGGAAUAGAAUUUUCAGGAUAUACAUCAGAUGGAAGACGAGUUAUGGGAAUGGGACUUCACGGGCAGAUGUCAACUUUGAAUUUAGCGGAUGAAUAUUUACUUUAUGACGUUCCUGACACAAUGUCUUUAAAAGAAGCAGCAACAAUUCCUGUUGUUUACACUACUGUAUUCUAUGGAUUGUUUAUGAGAUCAAAACUAAAAAAGGGGCAAACUAUUCUUAUCCAUUCUGGAACUGGGGGGGUAGGACAAGCAGCAAUUAGAGUAGCGCUGUAUUAUGGCUGUACUGUAUUUACUACUGUUAGUACUGCCGAAAAAAAAGAAUUUCUUCUUAAAACAUUCCCACAACUUAAAACCGAGCAUAUUGGCAAUUCCCGAGACUUAUCAUUUGAGCAUAUGAUACGGAAAUAUACAAAAGGUCGAGGUGUGGAUGUAGUACUAAACUCUUUGGCUGAAGAAAAGCUUAUAGCUUCCGUUAGAUGUUUAGCACGCGGAGGAAAUUUUGUCGAAAUAGGAAAAUUUGAUUUUGGCAAGAAUAAUAUGCUCUCGAUGUCUCUUUUAAAAAAAGAUGCCACUUUCCAUGGAAUUAUGUUAGACGAAAUGCUAAAAUUGGGCCCUCAACAAAAGAUUGAAGUUGGUCAAUUUAUUAAAACUCAUAUGGGAAAAUGUAUUGUACCUCUGCCUAUUUCUUGUUUUGGUUACAAUCAAGUGGAAGAAGCUUUUAGAUAUAUGUCUACUGGAAAGCAUAUAGGAAAAGUAAUGAUACAAAUACGAGAAGAGGAGAAAGUACCACAAGCAGCUCCAGAAUACUUUGUCGGAUUUCCAAGAUACUUCUGUGACUCCGAAAAAACAUAUAUUAUUGUUGGAGGUUUGGGAGGUUUCGGAUUAGAAUUGGCAGACUGGUUAAUAUUGAAAGGGGCCAAAAAUUUAGUACUUACAUCAAGAAAAGGUCUCUCAACCGGAUACCAAAAAGCAAGAAUUAGAAUUUGGAAAUCAUAUGGUACAGUGGUACAUAUAUCACAGGAAGAUAUUUGUACUGAAGAAGGAUGUAGGAAUCUCUUAGAACAAGCUAAUAAACUAGGAGAUGUUGAUGCAAUUUUCAACUUAGCUGUUAUUCUAGCUGACUCAAUAUUUGAAAAUCAAACGGAAGAAACUUUUAAAACUUCACUUGGACCUAAAGCAGUAGCAACGAAUCAUUUAGACAAAUUAUCAAGAAUAUUAUGCCCAAAACUUAAAGAUUUCGUGAUAUUCUCAUCUGUAUCCUGCGGUAGAGGCAAUGCUGGACAAACUAAUUAUGGAAUGGCAAAUUCAAUUAUGGAAAGGAUAUGUGAACAAAGAAAAUCAGAUGGAUAUCCAGCACUGGCUAUACAAUGGGGAGCAAUUGGAGAUGUUGGUCUAGUAGCAGAAUUACAAGAAGAACAUAUUGACUUAGAGAUUGGAGGAACCCUACAACAGAAGAUCUCAUCCUGUUUGAACGUCUUAAAUAACUUUUUGAGACAUAGAGAUGUAACAAUAGUGUCCAGUGUAGUAGUCGCUGAAAAACGAAGCGGUUUAUCUUCUUGCGAUAAUGUAGUUGAUUCUGUCUUAAAUAUAUUAGGUAUAGCUGAUGCUAAAAUAGUCAGCCCUCAUGCGACUCUACCAGAACUAGGAAUGGAUUCAAUGACAGGAGUGGAAAUCAAACAAACGUUAGAAAGAGAAUUCGAAAUUUUCCUCUCUCUAAAAGAUAUAAAAUCGAUGACUUUAGCCAAAAUAAAAGAAAUUCAAGAAAAGAGAUGCUUAGAUGAAGAAGAAGAACCAGUAAAACCGGUAGAUAUUAUUGAUUGGGAGAUUUUCAAAGACCUUAACGCAAAGGAUCUAAUGUCAACGGAAGUAGUUUUGAAAUCGAAUCUAUCAGAAGAUACUGAUGGGCCAACAUUGCUCAUAUUUCCAGGUAUUGAGGGAUAUGGCAAACUUUUCUCGCAGAUGGCAACGCAUUUGAAUGCUCACGUAGUAGUAUAUCAAUAUUGGGAAAAAACUAAUUUCAAUACAGUUGAUGAAGUAAUCCUGUUAUUGUUACCGAAAGUCCUACAACGGCUUGAAAAAAAUAAAACGUUCAACAUAAUAGGAUUUUCUAUGGGAUCUAUAUUUGCUACAGAAAUUGUGAAGAAAUUGGAAUCUAUGGGCUAUACAGGAAAACUCAUAAUUAUUGACGGAGGUCCAACACUGAUGCAUCGAUUACUGCAUAAUUAUGAGGAUAAACCCGUUAUUUUUGAAACUGAGUUGAUUUGGAAUGUAUUGAUGUAUUUUAUAUCAAAGACUAUCGAUAUCAACGAAAAGAGAAGAAUAUUCCAAUGCAGUGAUUGGAAUGAUCGUUUAUUAAUAGCUGAAGAAAUUAUGAAAAAUGCUACUUGCUCUCCCGAAAUUAUAGCUUUUAACAAAAUGUUGAUGGAGGGAACAUACAAUAGAUACAAAGUAUGUCAGCAAUAUAUACAAUUUUCUGAUAAAUUGAAAUCAAAAAUAAUACUGUAUAAGCCAAGUAAACAAAUUUAUGAGGAUAUCGAAGAUGACCAUGGAAUAUCACAAAUAACCGACUCCCCAACAGAAAUAAAAGUUUUCGAAGGAAAUCACUCAAAUAUUAUAGACAAUGAAAUGUUAGCCAUGGAAGUGAGUUCUGUUAUCAAGAAUUAGAAUUAAUAAAGUGAUGAUCGAAACUAAAAAUAAAAUGAUUUGAGAAUAUGAAAAUAAUUUUAUAAGAAAAUAAAUUAGUACUUAUUUUAACACCUCAUUUUGGUCACACAGUGUAUUUCCAUAUGCGACAUCUACUUUAUUUCAGUUUUAUAGUGGAAAUAAUAAAUCUUAAUGUCACUUUGCAGCUUCUUAGACUAAUUAACACACUGUUUUUACUACCACUACACCAACACACACAAUUACACUGUCUGAUACGCGUUUCAAUAAACAAAUUAAAUACUGAAGGUGAACUGCUUACCUUCAGUCCCUGAAGGCGAUAACUAGGUUAUCGAAACGCUCGUGUAAUUAUGAGUGUUUGUGUAAUGAUAGCAGUAAACAGUGUAUUUCACUGUGAUUAUCACCAACGGUUCCAAUAAUUUCAACUGGUAAAGCUGCUUCUUUCACGGUUUCACAUCGCGAUAGUUUUUAAUGUUUGGUAUAUUCGAAGAUUCUUAAGUUAGCCAAUCGAAUUGUAUGAUACCCUUGUAUGAGUAGAAUAAAUUUUAUGUAUGUAAUUGACAAGUUAGAAGGAUUAAAUAAUAAAAAAUUAUGUUUAGAUAUCAACAAUAUGUAUGUCAUUUCAAUCUCAUUAAGCUUAGUAGAUAUAAUUUACAAUGAAUUCAUAUAUUUCAAAACCAUAAUUAAAAUAAAAGAUGUAUAAAACAAAA
Molecule: messenger RNA, 7722 nt
Organism: Diorhabda carinulata
Lineage: Eukaryota; Metazoa; Arthropoda; Insecta; Coleoptera; Chrysomelidae
Product: fatty acid synthase-like
Exons: 29
Coding region: 83-7015 (2310 amino acids)
Biological process (GO): fatty acid biosynthetic process
Molecular function (GO): oxidoreductase activity; 3-oxoacyl-[acyl-carrier-protein] synthase activity; phosphopantetheine binding
Source: RefSeq, a predicted model, not a curated record